AUGGCGGCGUCCGGGUCUGCCGGAGUACCGGCGACUGUGUCGGGAAAGCAAGAGUUUUACCAGCUUCUGAAGAACCUGAUCAAUCCAAGCUGUAUGGUGCGGCGGCAGGCAGAGGAAAUCUAUGAAAAUAUCCCAGGUCUGUGUAAGACUACAUUCCUCUUAGAUGCCGUCAGAAAUAGAAGAGCAGGUUAUGAGGUGAGACAAAUGGCUGCCGCCCUGCUACGACGGCUUUUGUCCUCUGGGUUUGAGGAAGUCUAUCCAAAUUUGCCUUCUGAUGUUCAGAGGGACGUCAAGAUUGAACUGAUACUGGCUGUUAAGUUAGAAACACAUGCUAGUAUGAGGAAAAAACUUUGUGACAUUUUUGCAGUCCUGGCCAGGAAUUUGAUAGAUGAGGAUGGCACUAACCACUGGCCUGAAGGUCUGAAGUUCCUUGUUGAUUCAAUCUACUCUAAAAAUGUGGUUCUAUGGGAAGUUGCACUUCACGUUUUCUGGCACUUUCCGGGGAUUUUUGGGAACCAGGAGCGGCACGAUUUGGAUAUCAUCAAAAGGUUGUUGGACCAGUGUAUUCAAGAUCAAGAACAUCCAGCAAUCAGGACAUUAUCUGCUAGAGCUGCAGCUGCAUUUGUACUUGCUAAUGAGAAUAAUAUUGGUCUUUUCAAAGACUUUGCAGACUUGCUUCCUGGAAUCUUACAGGCCGUGAAUGAUUCAUGCUACCAGGAUGAUGAUUCAGUGCUAGAAUCCCUUGUCGAGAUUGCAGAUACUGUACCUAAAUAUUUGGGUCCUUAUUUAGAAGAUACUCUGCAACUGAGUCUAAAGUUAUGUGGAGACUCUAGACUUAGUAAUCUGCAACGCCAGCUGGCACUUGAAGUAAUAGUGACCUUGUCUGAAACUGCCACCCCAAUGUUGAAAAAACAUACAAAUAUUAUUGCACAGGCAGUUCCUCAUAUAUUAGCAAUGAUGGUUGAUCUACAAGAUGACGAGGACUGGGUAAAUGCUGAUGAAAUGGAAGAAGAUGAUUUUGACAGCAAUGCAGUUGCUGCUGAGAGUGCAUUAGACAGACUGGCUUGUGGGCUCGGUGGAAAACUUGUUUUACCAAUGACUAAGGAGCAUAUCAUGCAGAUGCUGCAGAGCCCUGACUGGAAAUACCGACAUGCUGGACUAAUGGCCUUAUCUGCUAUUGGAGAAGGAUGCCAUCAGCAAAUGGAAUCAAUUUUAGAUGAAACAGUUAACUCUGUUUUGCUUUUUCUUCAGGAUCCUCAUCCAAGGGUGAGGGCUGCAGCCUGUACUACACUUGGACAGAUGGCUACAGAUUUUGCACCUAACUUCCAAAAGAAAUUCCAUGAAACUGUGAUUGCAGCUCUGUUGCGUACUAUGGAAAAUCAAGGUAAUCAGCGUGUACAGUCACAUGCAGCUUCUGCGCUUAUUAUUUUUAUUGAAGACUGUCCCAAAUCAUUGCUGGUUCUAUAUUUGGAUAGUAUGGUAAGAAAUCUACAUUCCAUCUUGGUGAUUAAACUUCAAGAGUUGAUUCGCAAUGGAACUAAGUUGGCCUUAGAACAGCUUGUGACAACCAUUGCCUCAGUUGCAGAUACAAUAGAAGAAAAAUUUGUACCAUAUUAUGAUAUAUUUAUGCCCUCACUAAAGCAUACUGUUGAGCUUGCUGUUCAAAAGGAACUCAAACUUCUGAAAGGAAAGACUAUUGAAUGCAUUAGCCAUGUUGGUCUUGCUGUUGGUAAGGAAAAAUUUAUGCAAGAUGCAUCAAAUGUGAUGCAGUUAUUGUUGAAGACACAAUCAGACUUAAAUAAUAUGGAAGAUGAUGACCCUCAGACCUCUUACAUGGUUUCAGCAUGGGCUAGAAUGUGUAAAAUUCUUGGAAGUGAUUUUCAACAGUACCUUCCACUGGUUAUUGAGCCUCUUAUUAAGACUGCUUCAGCUAAACCUGAUGUUGCUCUCUUAGACACACAAGAUGUGGAGAAUAUGAGUGAUGAUGAUGGAUGGCAAUUUGUAAAUCUUGGAGACCAGCAAAGUUUUGGAAUUAAAACUUCAGGACUUGAAGCAAAAGCAACUGCUUGCCAGAUGUUGGUUUAUUAUGCUAAGGAGUUAAGAGAAGGAUUUAUGGACUAUACAGAACAAGUUGUAAAACUGAUGGUUCCUUUACUGAAAUUUUAUUUCCAUGACAAUGUUCGAGUGGCAGCUGCAGAGUCCUUGCCUUUUCUCCUGGAAUGUGCAAGAAUUCGGGGGCCAGAGUAUCUUGCACAGAUGUGGCAAUUCAUAUGUGAUCCCUUAAUCAAGGCUAUUGGGACCGAACCUGAUACAGAUGUACUCUCAGAAAUAAUGAAUUCUUUUGCAAAAUCCAUUGAAGUAAUGGGAGAUGGGUGCCUUAAUGAUGAACACUUGGAAGAACUGGGAGAAAUACUGAAAGCAAAACUUGAAGGGCACUUUAAAAACCAAGAACUAAGACAGGUCAAAAGACAGGAAGAAAACUAUGAUCAACAGGUUGAAAUGUCUCUGCAAGAUGAGGAUGAAUGUGAUGUUUAUAUUCUGACCAAAGUAUCAGAUAUUUUGCACUCAUUAUUUAGUACUUACAAGGAAAAGAUUUUACCGUGGUUUGAACAGCUACUUCCAUUAAUUGUAAAUCUAAUUUGUUCUAAUAGGCCAUGGCCAGACAGACAGUGGGGAUUGUGCAUAUUUGAUGAUAUCAUAGAGCACUGCAGUCCAACUUCAUUUAAAUAUGUUGAAUAUUUUCGGUGGCCAAUGCUACUAAAUAUGCGUGACAACAACCCUGAAGUCAGGCAAGCUGCUGCUUAUGGCCUGGGUGUUAUGGCACAGUUUGGUGGAGAUGAUUAUCGUUCUUUAUGUUCAGAAGCUGUUCCGCUGCUGGUAAAAGUUAUUAAGUGUGCAAAUUCCAAAACCAAAAAAAAUGUCAUUGCUACAGAGAACUGUAUCUCAGCAGUAGGGAAGAUUUUGAGGUUUAAGCCUAACUGUGUAAAUGUAGAUGAAGUUCUUCCACACUGGUUGUCAUGGCUUCCGCUGCAUGAGGAUAAAGAGGAAGCUAUUCAGACUUUGAGUUUUCUCUGUGACUUAAUUGAAAGUAACCACCCAGUUGUACUUGGUCCAAAUAAUUCCAAUCUUCCAAAAAUAAUUAGUAUAAUUGCAGAAGGAAAAAUUAACGAGACUAUUAACUAUGAAGAUCCUUGUGCCAAACGCCUAGCUAAUGUUGUACGUCAGGUACAGACUUCUGAAGAAUUAUGGUUGGAAUGCAUUUCCCAUCUUGAUGAUGAGCAGCAGGAAGCCUUACAGGAAUUGCUAAAUUUUGCUUGAAGCACUUUAAUAUUACUUGAAUAUCAUC
Molecule: messenger RNA, 3346 nt
Organism: Budorcas taxicolor (takin)
Lineage: Eukaryota; Metazoa; Chordata; Mammalia; Artiodactyla; Bovidae
Gene: RANBP6
Product: RAN binding protein 6
Exons: 1
Coding region: 1-3318 (1105 amino acids)
Biological process (GO): protein import into nucleus
Cellular component (GO): nucleus; cytoplasm
Molecular function (GO): protein binding; nuclear import signal receptor activity
Source: RefSeq, a predicted model, not a curated record